AGUACCUGAUAAACUUAAUGCUUAAAUUUUUGUUCUAAAUUUCGACUUCUUCAUCGUUAUUAAGAGUCUCCAAUUGUAACUCUGACUCCGUGAAAAUAGACUCCAGCUUGUCCACGAGAAUAGGAAUCCCAUGGGAAACGUCCCAUGGUAUGGGAUGGGAAAGCACACAAUUGAAUAUCCCAUGGGACGCGAAAAUCGUACGAUUUUCGGGGAAAUGAUGGUAAACGGGUCAUUUAUGCAUAUAUUUAAAAAUCACUCUUAUUUUCUAGGAUGGUCUCCGUGCUCCGUUACGUGCGGCACUGGAAAGCAAACAAAGAGAGUUUGCAGAACUUUUUUUGGGAAUUGUGAAACAUAUACAAAAGUCUGCAAGACGAAUAAAGAAUGCCCACAUUCGCUGCCUGACCCGAAUCCUAAACCAUUACCGACUUGGAACUUCCCUUGCUCUGCGAAAUGUGGCGGCGGCCGCUCCUGUGAUUACAGAGGAGUUUGCCAACAGUGCAACUUACAGCCAUGCGUGAAAGGAUGGGGAGAAUUCACGAAAUGUUCGAAAGAAUGUGGCGGAGGAACAAGAUUCAAGGUUGACCCUUGCCGCCUGGCCAUUGAAGAAUGCAAGAAGACUUACGAAGAUUGUAACGUUAAACCUUGUCCUUGGAUUCCAUCUUGCCAGUCUGGAUAUUCGUAUCGAUACGGCGCCGAGUCUGAAUGUUGCAGGAAACACGACGAGACAUGCGGAGUUCAUUUAGAGAGGAAUACGUUCCAACGUAUUUUUGGAGGGAGCGUGUCCAUGCUGGGAGAGUGGCCAUGGGUGGCAGUCAUGGUGUCCAAGAAAACUGCUUUAGCUUGGUGCGGGGGGAGCAUCAUACAUAAGAGAUGGAUUCUGUCAGCUGCACAUUGCACGAGAGGGUAUGCGAGUCUUUUCCCAGCUCAAGAUUAUUACAUCCUAGUUGGCAGUAUAAAAAUCAGCAAUCCUUCUGACAAUAGCCAGAGAAUAGAAAUUCAAAAAUUUCACCCACACGAAGAUUACGAGCAUCCACUGGCAACGGCAGAUAUAGCUUUGAUAGAAUUGAAGACCGACAUCACGAUUAGUUCACAGGCCAGACCAAUCUGUCUUCCAAAACUAGAAAGAGUUCCUGAGGAUACCAACUGUGUCAUCGCUGGAUUCGGAUUUUCCGAGACGAGCAAUGGCGCCCCUUCUGAUGAUCUACGACAUGUAACUUUGCGAGUACUGCCUAUAGAUGCCUGUCGGAACGCCUUGAAGAUAAUACCUGAAACUCGAUAUAUAUCGAGCUUAAAAAACCUCUGUGUUGGUAGGUUUAGUGAUGGAAAGGAUGCAUGCGAGGUGGACAGCGGAAGUGCGGUAGUCUGUCAGAGAUGCAGAUCUUGUACCUGGUACGUUGCUGCAACGCUAUCUUACGGAACUGGUGGCAAAAUAUGUGAUAAAAACACACCCGGUGUGUAUAUGAGAGUCGAGCAUUUCGAGGGUUGGAUUAAGAAAAUAUCCAAAAUAGAAUCAUCUGGAGCUUUCUUCUGCUAAUUGGUGGAUUCUACAUGAGCACGCCCACAAAAACAUGCUGAUUGGUAGAUUUCAUAUAGCCACGCCUCUAUGAGGAAUGUAUUGUAAUAUCAUAGCGAUUUUUGUGAAAUGUUUGGAAAUAAAAGAAACAUUGUCUCAAU
This is a messenger RNA of Styela clava, 1674 nucleotides long. The record is from RefSeq and is a predicted model, not a curated record. Lineage: Eukaryota; Metazoa; Chordata; Ascidiacea; Stolidobranchia; Styelidae.